This is a messenger RNA of Erigeron canadensis, 423 nucleotides long. RefSeq lists its product as uncharacterized. The record is from RefSeq and is a predicted model, not a curated record. The transcript has a single exon. Lineage: Eukaryota; Viridiplantae; Streptophyta; Magnoliopsida; Asterales; Asteraceae. Bases 1 to 423 code for a protein of 140 amino acids.
AUGAAUCUGUUUCCUAGACUUGUUGCGCUUGAUAUGGAUAAACAGUGUCUUGUUAGCGAGCGACGUGAUGGCUCCGGAUGGCUGUGGAAAUGGCGAAGACCUUUAAAGUAUUCUAGAGAAUGUGACCAGGUUAAUCAACUUAUUAGUAGACUUCCAAGUGGGAUUGUUAGUGAGGAACGGGAUAAGUGGCUUUGGAAUUCACAUGGCAAGAAUAAAUUCUUUGUUGCCCAAGUUCGUAAAUCGAUCGAUCAUCAUUGCCUCCCGAUUGAUGUUAAUAUGAAAACUAAUUGGAACUCCUUAGUCCCAAAGAAAGUCAACAUUUUUAUCUGGAGAAUGAGACGAAACUGCAUCCCCACGAAUGUGAACCUUUUUGCUAGAGGUGUUGACGUGAAUACCUUAGAUGCCAACACUACCCUUUGGUAG